Molecule: messenger RNA, 1110 nt
Organism: Malania oleifera
Lineage: Eukaryota; Viridiplantae; Streptophyta; Magnoliopsida; Santalales; Ximeniaceae
Product: mavicyanin-like
Exons: 2
Coding region: 241-810 (189 amino acids)
Cellular component (GO): plasma membrane
Molecular function (GO): electron transfer activity
Source: RefSeq, a predicted model, not a curated record
AAGCACAAAAGCCAACAAGUCCAAAAGAGAUGAUAAAGUGGGGGAGGCCGGAGGGGCUCACAAGUCGUAACUGCAAGUCUUUUGCUUCAUUGGGUAAAGGAAGUUGCUCGGAAAAGACCUUUAGUUGAGAGACAGAGAGCCCCUCGAUUUGCUUACCCACCACUUCAUCUUCCCUCUUUUUCUCUCUCUAUAGGUUCAUCGGAGUUUGGGAGGGAGUGAGCGAGCUUGGAUACUGUGGAAAUGGCGGGAGCGGUGAAGAUCCAGGGGUACUUGAUGGGUCUGGUAAUGGUGUUAGUGAGCCUGGUGGGUCUGGGAGGGAAGUGGGUAGGAGCGCAGCACUUGCACCAUGUCGUCGGAGACGACCGCGGCUGGGAUCCCGUUUCCGACGUCGCGUCCUGGGCCUCCCGCAGAACCUUCAGGGUCGGCGACAAAAUCUGGUUCGCCUACUCUGCGGCACAGGGCAGCGUCGCAGAGUUGCAGAGCAGGGAGGAAUACGAGGCGUGCGAUCUAAGCAACCCCAUCAGAAUGUACACGGACGGCCUGGAUAGCGUCUCGCUCGAGGGGGAAGGGCCUCGCUUCUUCGCCAGCAGCAAGCCGGAGAACUGCAGGGGCGGCCUGAAGCUGCACGUCGAGGUGCUUCCUACCUCGCCCAAAAACGAAACCCAGAUCCCAGGCGUGGCGUCGUCGGAGGCCGCCGCCGUGGCGAAGUCGGAGGUCCGCGCCACCGCACCCACAACCCCUUCUGGCUCCACACGUCUCGCCGGAAUGGCUUAUCUCGUCGUCGUUGGGAUCGUGCUCUGCUUUGUUUGAUUUUUGGAAAAGGCAGAGUGGGAUGUCAUAUCCUGGAAUUUAAAUUAGACUAUUCUGGGAUUGAUUUUGCUCUUUUUUUUUUUUUUUUGGAAGGCUUUGUUUGUUUGUUUGUUUGAAUAUAUGUUCAGUUGUGUGGGCUUUUCCCCGUUUUGUUUGGUUGUUAGCUUAAAUGGUAAUUACUAGGAGUUACUAUUGCAUACUGUUUUUCCCAUUUUUCCAAGUUGUUGAACCUUGUAACUUGUUACGGAGUUUGUACUUCUUUAAAUAACCAAAUGUGUGAUAUCAAAUUUUGCUUCCAAA